This is a messenger RNA of Halichondria panicea, 1870 nucleotides long. RefSeq names its product hepatocyte nuclear factor 1-beta-B-like. Lineage: Eukaryota; Metazoa; Porifera; Demospongiae; Suberitida; Halichondriidae. The record is from RefSeq and is a predicted model, not a curated record. Gene Ontology annotation, molecular function: DNA-binding transcription factor activity, RNA polymerase II-specific; RNA polymerase II cis-regulatory region sequence-specific DNA binding. The transcript has 8 exons. The coding region runs from base 69 to 1814 and encodes 581 amino acids. Gene Ontology annotation, biological process: liver development; positive regulation of DNA-templated transcription; regulation of transcription by RNA polymerase II. Gene Ontology annotation, cellular component: nucleus.
CAUAGGCUUCCCACUAACAGGUUAUAAAGUCGCCCUAAUAGAAUUUUAUUAAAGUUUACUAAGCCGCGAUGGAAAACAACGUCCUUGUUGGCGCUGGGCUGGAUGCAGAAGAGCCACUGGUCCAAUCUGGGGAGGUCUCUCCGGCCACUCGCAAGACUUGUACCCCCCCACAACGUGCCCCCCCACAUCGUACCCCCCCACAUCGUGCCCCCCCUCCCAUGCUCCUGCCCAAUGCUGCCGUCGCUCUUAUACAAGAGCUCAUUGACGACCAUCAACUCAGUAAAGAGCAGCUAAUCAAAAUCUACGAUGACCACAUUCAGAGCAAGCUUCAGGAGCAGGAUUCUCCGGACAGUAUGGACGAUCAGAGUGUGCUUGAGGAGGAGGGGGGCUGUAUCGUGAUGUAUAGGGACACACCCCCUCCGCUAACAAGUGUGGUAACCACGACGACAGAGGAAUUAUCAGAGAUAGGUCAAAAGAGGAAACAUUUUACGCUUGAGGAUGAACUGAAUAUGCAAAUCUCUCCGUUUGUGGAAUGUCUACUAGACCGAGACCAGAGUGUGGUUGCCCAGGUGAUCAAGCGCUACAUGAAUCAGUACUCUAUCCCCCAGCGUGAGGUGGUGGAGAUCACGAACCUCAAUCAAAGCCACCUCUCUCAACACUUCCUCCACGGUGUCACUAUGAAGAGAGCUAAGCGGGUUAAACUAUAUCAGUGGUUUGAAGACGACCAAAAGACAAGAACAGGGAAAGUUCAGAGUGCAGAUGGCAACCUGACUGCUGUGCUCGAGAGCCCACGUGUUGAGGGGAAGAGAAGACCACGCUGGAAAUGGUCACCCAUAUCCACACAGAUCCUCACUGAAGCAUUUAAGAGGAACCAGUUUCCAACUCGGGAUCAACGGCUGGACCUGGCUAGGAUCUGUAACGAAGCCGAGGUUGCCAUGAACAACGGUGCCAAGGUCCGAGGGCCUGAGGGAGACACAGAGGGCAUCACUGAGCAACGGGUCAACACUUGGUUCACUAACAGACGGAAGGGACUGGGUACGCCCAUCACACCACCACCUCCUAACAAAGUGUUCAACUCUACUCCAGGGGGCACACCACUCUACCCUCCACUACUCCACCCAACAAUCCUCCGAGGGGCUAGUCCCGCUACCACACCUGGUAUGACUAGAGGAAGGGUGGAGUUCUUUGGGGGAACCCCCUCCUCUGACAGGGUGACCACACCCACUACUCUACAGUCACUGGUCUCACAGAUACAAGAAUCUCAGGUGAGUCAACAACAGAAGGGACUUUCUCUUAUCCCCUCGUUACUCUCGAGACCCCCUCUGGCCCUACCCCUCGCCCUGUCAUUACCUCAAGGAGUAUCAUCAACAUCCUUAAUGCCUACGCCCCCUCCACCUGGAAGCCAUGCAAACACACCGUCACCAGCUACACACCAUACACCCUUCCACACCGUCGCGAUGCCAUUCAGUCUUAGCCCCGCUCUCAUCUCUCCAAGCCAGGUCCAAGCACUCAUCUCACAGUUCCAUUCUCCUCUCUCGACCGCAACCACAUCACAUGACUCACCCUCGUCUUAUUCCCACAGUGUUCCCGGGAUCCCACUAACUGUUCAAUCUGUCACUAUAGCAUCAGACCCUAACAUACUAGUGAGCCCUAGUUCGCAGGAGGAGAGGUCAAGACUAACGCAACUACCAGGAGGUAUUGUUCUCAGCCCUGGUCAGCUGCAAGCACUAGUGCAACAAGUGCAGACACAGCAAGCACAAAGAGAUGGUCUGCAGAUAGUGGCCCUGCCGUACUCAGCAACUGGAACAGAAUAAUGUGUGUAUGUAUUAUGUGUUCAAUGUCAUGCAAAUAAUUUCUACUGUCUUACAGU